AUGACCGUUGCCCCUUCGGCACCUGCCUUGUCAGGCGACAUACACGAUCCAACCAGCGCAGCAUACAAGAAGGCGCGUCGCAAGCACUGGAAGUCAACCCGAAACAGACCCGAGAACCGGGCCGACACCGAGUGGACUCCCUUCCGUGCGGCGGAGAAGAAUGUGUUGGAUGUGGCUGCUGCAGACCCAUCGAGACUGGAGGAGACGGCUAGAGGGGGGUGGCGAGGACGUGCAGACGCUGUGGAAUGUACACAGAUUUCUCUGCGGGGAGGAAGGACGGGAUUCAUGUUCCCGGGCACUCCUGGCCUUGUUCUGUUACCUGCUUUUGCGGCUCCCGUCGACCAGCGAUCGCUUAUUCGAUGGGCCCUAUGCGAACAAGCCCAGGACCCCAACGAGACAAACCUCGACACGCACUACGUGUUGCCGAAAUCAGGCUUGUGGAAUACAUACAUCCGCGUCCUAAGAGGCGAGUGUGAUGAUGAGGAGGUCGUUCCCCGCGCAAGUGUCGUCGUUCAGGACGAAUCAGCCACUGUUCCCCCGCCUCCUGGUCCACGCCAGCUGAUCUCGAACGAGCCUGCAAGCACCGACAACCUUGUUGCUCUUGCGGGAACAUCCAAACCGCGCGCUUCCCCUUCGCAAGCUCUGAGACCCGUUCCGAUUUCCAGUCUGGUACCGAAGCUGCGAUGGGCAAACAUUGGAUGGUUCUACCACUGGGGAACGAAACAGUACGACUUCACCAAAGGGCCGGGCGAGAUUGCGGCAUCUGUUCGGGGUGUCUGCAGGAGCGCAGUGGACGCGGUUCCAUGGGAUGAAGUGUUCAGUGGCCAGAACGCUGGGCCUCUGGCAGACUGGGGUAGUCAUGAACCAGACUGGGUGAAUUGGAGGGAGACGUACGAGCCUGAUGCAGGUAUAGUCAACUUCUAUCAAACAAACGACACGCUCAUGGCGCAUGUCGACCGCUCGGAGCUGUGCGCGACUUCCCCGCUUGUGUCUGUUUCGCUCGGAUGCGCCGCCAUAUUCCUCAUCGGGGGACACACUCGCGACGAAGCUCCUACCCCUAUCCUGCUCCGGUCGGGAGAUGUGGUUAUUAUGUCAGGACCUGCGUGCCGUAGGGCUUUCCACGGCGUGCCUCGUGUCCUGGAAGAGACCCUCCCACCUCAUCUCGAAAGCACCAGCGCCUCGGAUGACUGGGACCCCUACGCAAGCCACCUCCGGACAACGCGAGUCAAUGUCAACGUCAGGCAAGUCUUUCCCAAGGGCUUCGAUCCUGUAUCAGAGAUGGAUCCGCGGAAGUGA
Messenger RNA from Epithele typhae, 1296 nucleotides. RefSeq lists its product as uncharacterized. The record is from RefSeq and is a predicted model, not a curated record. Gene Ontology annotation, cellular component: cytoplasm; nucleus. The transcript is spliced from 7 exons. Bases 1 to 1296 code for a protein of 431 amino acids. NCBI's taxonomy places the organism in Eukaryota, Fungi, Basidiomycota, Agaricomycetes, Polyporales, Epitheliaceae.